Macrosteles quadrilineatus (aster leafhopper) is the source of this 885-nucleotide messenger RNA. Its product is annotated as zinc finger protein 62 homolog. Gene Ontology annotation, biological process: regulation of transcription by RNA polymerase II. Bases 1 to 885 code for a protein of 294 amino acids. NCBI's taxonomy places the organism in Eukaryota, Metazoa, Arthropoda, Insecta, Hemiptera, Cicadellidae. The record is from RefSeq and is a predicted model, not a curated record. The transcript has 5 exons. Gene Ontology annotation, molecular function: RNA polymerase II cis-regulatory region sequence-specific DNA binding; DNA-binding transcription factor activity, RNA polymerase II-specific. Gene Ontology annotation, cellular component: nucleus.
AUGUGUGGAGACUGCGGAAAACGAUACAAGUAUAAGAAGUCGCUAAACCGACAUCGUUAUCAUGAGUGCGGAUCCUCCAAAAACAACUUCAGCUGUGAGCUUUGUGACUACCGAGCGUCCAGAAGGUACAAGCUGAAGGAACAUCUGAGCAUGAAGCAUGGAAUAGAGACUGCAACAGAGUUGAGGCACCUGUCGGAAAAGGAAAUUAACUACAUUAAACACGCUGCGUCUGAUUCUCUUCUAGACGGUUUUGCCCCUGAGCUGUUGGACAUCAAGCCCUUAUUCUACAACAAGACUCUCAUGGGCCCCACAGCGGUCGUGAAGCUUUGCAAGCAAUACGUGUGUGACUGUGGCAAGCGAUACACCUACAAGAGCGGCCUCUACCAGCAUCGCAAACAUGAGUGUGGUGACAUGAGGAAGAACCAUGUUUGCGUCGACUGCGGCAGAAGAUACACGUAUCCUGCAGGACUUUAUCAACACAGGAAACACGAGUGUGGCAAAGAAGCGAAGUUUCAAUGUGAACUGUGUCCUUACAGGAGCAAACUCAAAGGAAACUUAAGGAUCCACUAUGCACACAGGCACCAGAACAUGGUAUCGUCGAUGGACCAGUGUCACAUUAGUAACUACAUGUGCCCGUUGUGCGGUCGCUUUUACAAAUACAAGUCAGGCUGGUAUCAGCAUCGGAAGUACGAGUGUGGGAAAGCGCCAGCCUUCCAGUGCCAUCUUUGCCCAUACAAGUGUAAACAGAAGAGCUCUCUAAAGAUACACUUGUCUGGCAAACACAGCCUUAGCAACAUCACAAACUCUGCCGUAGACGAGGUGCAGAUGCGCUUGGCGUGUAAGGGAAUGGGAGGAGAUACGGCCAACGGGUUGAUACGUUACUAG